AAAUUCUUUUUAUUAAUCCUCUUUAUUAAAUGAAAUAUUACAGGCCAUACAGACAAAAAAUAGAACUAAGUCAAAGGCCAAAAGCCAAAAGUUAACGCCAAAAUACAUCUUGUACAUCUUCAUAAACCGCGAAAAUGGGGUAAAUUUCUAGUUAAACCGUCAUAGUAAGUUAUUGAAAUGAUUCCGAAUACAAAGCGCACGUCUCUGAGCCCAAAAAGUGUUCGUCGGGUGGCGAAUCCAACGCCGCCUGACCGCACGCCCGGCAAUGUCUUCGCAUCGCACAGGGAAUAUAAAAAGUGGACCAGGGCCCGUAUUAGCUCGACGCACCACACCAUGCUGGACGCGACGCGCACGUACGUCCGCGGGCCGGGCGACUCUCGCGCGCACCCCGGCGGCAGCAACGAGGUGCCGUUCCAACGAGUGGCCGUCACUGGCAUACAUGCCACAGGGGUGCCUCUGGAAGACUUGAUUCGUGCAGCGAGCCUGCUAAUAGAAGCGAUGGCGAUGCGCCGCCAUUACAUGGAAAUUUCCAACCAGUCGUUCCCAUCGACCCUGGCGUUGUACCUGACCAGCCGCGACGUGCCGCAGCGCAUGCCCGACAAGCAUAGACAGUCUGCGGACUUCAACCAGGCCUUGCUGAGCAUCGACAAUAACGCUGCGGAACAGUAUUUACAGCUGAAGAACAGCUCAUCGGAGGAGCUCCACCGGCCGCUCGCCAACAUCACGCUCAGCCCGCAGAGAUCUGAUAGCAGAUUUCCCUUGGUGAGUACGCUGUCGGUGGUGAGACCAGCUGACACAAUAAGAACUUCCAUCGAGAGUCAUGAGGAUAUACUGCAGCCACUUUUACCUGGUGUGUACUUGGACCCUUGGGCGUGUCCCAUGCCCCCCGACCGUCACUACACGUGUCGGUGGGUGCGCGGCGUGGUGUCGGUGUACCGCAGUGAGGCCGACGCCAACGCCGACCGCCCGCUGCCGUACCGCACGCUCAGCUUCCAGCAGUACAUCGAGGACCUAGGACGGCUUACUGCUAUGAUUGCAGAUGGGCCUUUGAAAUCCUUUUGCUUCCGUCGUCUAAGCUACUUGUCAUCCAAGUUCAAGAUGCACGCCCUCCUCAACGAGCUACAUGAGCUCGCACUGCAGAAGGCCGUGCCGCACAGGGACUUCUACAACAUAAGCAUAACUUCUUAUAAACCAACAUCCACACUCAGGAAGGUGGAUACCCACAUCCACGCGGCGUCCUGUAUGAACCAGAAGCACCUGCUGCGCUUCAUCAAGCGGACCCUCAGGCAGCACGCGAACGAGGUGGUGGCACUACAGAACGGGAAUCCCAUGACCCUCAAGCUGGUAUUUGAGGAGAUGCAGCUGGACGCUUAUGACUUAAACGUGGACAUUUUGGAUGUGCAUGCGGAUCGCAACACAUUCCAUCGCUUCGAUAAAUUCAAUGCCAAGUACAACCCAGUCGGCGAGAGUCGUCUCCGGGAAGUGUUCCUUAAGACGGACAACUACAUGAACGGGACGUACUUUGCAAACAUUAUCAAAGAAGUGAUGGGAGACCUCCAAGAGAACAAAUAUACUUACUCUGAACCGCGCAUAUCGAUCUACUGCAAGAACAAGCAGGAGUGGACGAAGCUGGCGACGUGGGCGGUGCGCAACGACGUGCACUCGCCCCACGUGCGCUGGCUCGUGCAGGUGCCAAGGCUGUAUGAUAUCUACCGCAUCAACAAGCUGCUGAAAAACUUCCAGGAGUUCCUGAACAACCUAUUCGAGCCACUGUUCGAGGUCUCCGUGGACCCCAGCUCUAAUCCCGAUUUGCACAAGUUUCUAGCGCACGUGAUCGGCUUCGACAGUGUAGAUGACGAGUCCAAGCCGGAGAACCCGAUCCUGCACGAGGACGUGAAGACUCCUGAGGAAUGGGACGACGAGGAGAACCCUCCCUACGCGUAUUAUUUGUACUACAUGUACGCUAAUAUUGUGGCGCUUAACCAACUGCGCAAAGAACAAGGGUUAAACACAUUUGUUCUACGGCCACAUUGCGGCGAAGCGGGUCCGGCGACGCAUCUGAGCGCCGGCUUCCUGCUAGCUGAGAAUAUCUCACACGGCCUCAUGUUGAGGAAGGUACCAGUGCUGCAGUACGUGUACUAUCUGGCGCAGAUCUUCAUAGCGAUGUCUCCUCUCAGCAACAACUCUCUGUUUCUGCGCUAUCAUCGGAACCCGCUGCCGGACUUCUUCGCGCGAGGGCUGCGCGUCACGCUCAGUACUGACGACCCGCUGCAGUUUCACUAUACCAGGGAGCCGCUGAUGGAGGAGUACAGUAUCGCGGCGCAGGCGUGGAAGUUCAGCUCGUGCGACAUGUGCGAGCUCGCCAGGAACUCUGUCAUCAUGUCAGGAUUUCCUCACGAGAUGAAGCAGUACUGGUUGGGUCCGGAGUAUCUGCGCGAGGGUCCCGCGGGAAACGACAUCACGCGCACCAACGUGCCCGACGUGCGCAUCUCCUUCCGACACGAGACGCUGCUCGACGAACUGGACAACUUGUUCACUGCCCCAGUCACUUGAUUCUUAAUCAAAGAAGAUAUUUUAGUCAAAAGAGAAACACCAAUGUCUCAGUAAAGUACUUUAUUUACAAUAUUUACAAUUAAAUUAUCAUCCAUA
Messenger RNA from Manduca sexta (tobacco hornworm), 2649 nucleotides. Its product is annotated as AMP deaminase 2. Gene Ontology annotation, molecular function: AMP deaminase activity. Gene Ontology annotation, biological process: AMP metabolic process; IMP salvage. The transcript has 17 exons. The record is from RefSeq and is a predicted model, not a curated record. Bases 178 to 2553 code for a protein of 791 amino acids. NCBI's taxonomy places the organism in Eukaryota, Metazoa, Arthropoda, Insecta, Lepidoptera, Sphingidae. Gene Ontology annotation, cellular component: cytosol.